AUGGACGGCCGACCUCAAAAUGUCGGAAUCAAGGGCAUGGAGCUCUACUUCCCAAGCCAAUGCGUCGACCAAACAGAGCUCGAGAAGUUUGACGGAGUCAGCGCGGGCAAAUACACCAUUGGUCUCGGCCAAACCAAAAUGUCCUUCUGCGACGACCGGGAAGACAUUUACUCCCUCACUCUGACGACCGUCUCCUCGCUGCUCAAGAAGUAUAACGUCGACCCUGCGUCGAUCGGUCGCUUGGAGGUGGGCACUGAGACGCUCCUGGAUAAGUCGAAGAGCGUGAAGAGCGUGUUGAUGCAAUUGUUUGAGAAGUCGGGCAACUUCAACGUAGAGGGUGUGGAUACCGUCAAUGCCUGCUACGGCGGCACGAACGCUCUCUUCAACACACUGAACUGGUUUGAGUCUUCUGCAUGGGACGGGAGGAACGCUAUUGUGGUCGCUGGCGACAUUGCUCUAUACAAGAAGGGCGCAGCACGACCGACUGGUGGUGCUGGAUGCGUUGCUAUGCUUCUCGGCCCCGACGCACCAUUGGUCUUCGAGCCAGGUCUUCGCGGAAGCUACAUUACCCACGCCUACGACUUCUACAAGGCGGAUUUGACGAGCGAGUACCCGAUCGUUGAUGGUCACUUCUCCAUCAAGUGCUACUCCGAGGCUGUUGAUGCUUGCUACAAGGCGUACAACGCGCGAGAGAUGAAGCUGAAGUCGCAGACCAAUGGUCAUGCCAACGGUGUGCAUGCCGAACCCGAGACACCCCUCGAUCGAUUCGACUACAUGUGCUUCCACGCACCCACAUGCAAACUCGUCUCGAAGAGUUACGGCCGUUUGCUUUAUAACGACUAUCUGAACGAUCCCUCGAACGAACUCUUCAAGGACGUACCCGCCGAGAUCAAGGACAUUACCUACGACCAAUCGAUCACCGACAAGACUGUCGAAAAGACCUUCGUGGGCCUCUCAAAGAAGCGCUUCGCCCAGCGCGUGCAGCCCGGAAUCGAAGUCCCAACUAUGUGCGGCAACAUGUACUGCGCCUCCGUCUACUCCUCCCUCAUUUCAUUAAUCAGCAACAUCUCUUCCGAAGAUCUGCAAGGCAAGCGUGUCGGAAUCUUCUCUUACGGUUCUGGUCUUGCUUCGUCCAUGUUCUCGCUCAAGGUCAAUGGCAGCACGGAUGAGAUGAAGUCCAAGAUCGAUUUGAAGACACGAUUGGAAAGCAGGCGAACAGUGGCGCCCGAGGUCUACGACGAGAUGUGUAACCUGAGGGAACGAGCACAUCUGAAGAACAACUACAAGCCCGAGGGUAAGCCGGAGACUAUCUUCCCCGGCACGUAUUACUUGACGAAUGUGGACGAUAUGUUCAGGAGAUCGUACGAGAUCAAGCAGUAG
Molecule: messenger RNA, 1380 nt
Organism: Recurvomyces mirabilis
Lineage: Eukaryota; Fungi; Ascomycota; Dothideomycetes; Mycosphaerellales; Teratosphaeriaceae
Gene: ERG13
Product: 3-hydroxy-3-methylglutaryl coenzyme A synthase
Exons: 2
Coding region: 1-1380 (459 amino acids)
Biological process (GO): acetyl-CoA metabolic process; ergosterol biosynthetic process
Molecular function (GO): hydroxymethylglutaryl-CoA synthase activity
Source: RefSeq, a predicted model, not a curated record